AUGGCCACGCUGAACCAGGUCAUGCGCGGCAUGCGCAAGCGCGUCACCAGCAUGAGCAAGGCGCCUGCUCUCGACAAGUCCCCGCAGCGCAAGGGCGUGUGCGUGAAGGUCUACACAACAAAGCCCAAGAAGCCCAAUUCGGCCGUGCGCAAGGUCGCCCGUGUGCGUCUGACCAACGGCAAGACCAUCAUCGCGUAUAUCCCCGGCGAGGGCCACAACCUGCAGGAGCACAGCGUCGUGCUUGUGCGCGGCGGGCGAGUCCCGGAUCUGCCUGGUGUGCUGUACCAUAUUGUGCGCGGUGCGCUUGAUCUGCAGGGUUACGGUGCGUCCAAGCCCAAGAAAUAA
Molecule: messenger RNA, 345 nt
Organism: Linderina pennispora
Lineage: Eukaryota; Fungi; Kickxellomycota; Kickxellomycetes; Kickxellales; Kickxellaceae
Product: 30S ribosomal protein S12p
Exons: 2
Coding region: 1-345 (114 amino acids)
Biological process (GO): translation
Cellular component (GO): ribosome; small ribosomal subunit
Molecular function (GO): structural constituent of ribosome
Source: RefSeq, a predicted model, not a curated record